This is a messenger RNA of Eriocheir sinensis (Chinese mitten crab), 1923 nucleotides long. RefSeq lists its product as uncharacterized. The transcript has 8 exons. The record is from RefSeq and is a predicted model, not a curated record. The coding region runs from base 628 to 1773 and encodes 381 amino acids. NCBI's taxonomy places the organism in Eukaryota, Metazoa, Arthropoda, Malacostraca, Decapoda, Varunidae.
CGCGCACCGCCUCACCUCCACUCUUGAGGCUCCCCUUGCUUUCAGGGUCUCACUCGGCCUGGCUGCCGCAGUGCCUCGGCCAGUGCCUCUUUAGCUUCUGUUGAGACCGUCACUCCCUCUCCUGCGCUGUCACACUCGUUGUUCCGUGACCUUGUUCCAGCUCUCAAACCCACGGAGACGACCGAUUGGGGUGUCUACUGAAAGCCAAGAGGAAGUAUACGUCCUUUCCACGAGUGCCCUAAGCCGUCAGUGCCGCCCUCCGAAGCCUCUCUAGUGGCCAAGCGUCCGUGAUCGAUCAGGCCCCCCACCUGGCACCCCACCCCACCAGCAUCACCCUACAGGGGCUGAUGUACUGAUUGCAGCCCCCGUGCGGUUUGGACUUCAGACUGGAAAGUUCUCAUAGUGAACAUCCACGGAGAGUGAUAACUACACUAUCAUUGGUGUUCCAGGCUAAACAAAGGAGCAGAAUUUUGCAUCAUGAUUAAAAAGACAGAACUCAAGCAACAUUACGGUGUAUUCUUAAGCUUUUAGACUGAUUAUAUGGAGUGUUAAUGAGUCACCUGGUGUCAGUGCCUCCUGGCCAGACUGAUGACUGACAAGUAGCAGAAAAAUCGUGCCGUCCUCACCAUGGGCAGCUGGCGACGACGCCCCGGCAGGUGCAAACGAAGACUACAGGUCGCAGCGGUGGUUGUGGCCGUGGUGGCGGCUGUGGGGCUGGUGCUGAUGCUGGGGACGGGUGAGGAGGAAGCCACGAGACACAAUACAGGGGCGCGAGACGAGCUGGGGUUGCCUGCUCAUACUUUGGAAGAUGGCCACACGCCGCCCUCCAUGUAUUCGGUGCCUGGAACAGUGGUCAUGAGGACAGGGAAAAGUGAAGGCCUGCUGGAAAGGUUUCUGAAUGGCCGCGGCACCUUGGGGGAGAUCAUCAGCCUCGAUAUGACCCAUCCUGCCUCAAGCAACGCGCACUGCCUCCACACAAAGACAGAUCCGAGUUAUCCCGUGUGCCCUCACCCCGCCUCGCUGGAUCGCCACAUUUCCAAUCAGCUCAAGACGGAAGGCGUUUGGCAGGCUCGCACUCUUGCCUUGCUUCCUGUUGCCCUGCGAUCUUACCCGUCUAGCACUCUGGUGGACAUUGGGGCUCACAUAGGAGUGUUCAGCCUGAUGGGAGCGCAUCUCGGGGCGACUGUGGUAGCUGUGGAGCCGGUCUAUGCCUCGGCUGUUCAUCUUCACGCGGGGGCAACUGCAGGAGAUGUUUCCGAGAAGAUCACGAUACUACUUCAUGCUGUGACCCGGGAGCCAACGCAGGUCAAGCUGAAGUACAAGAAUGGCAACCUUGGGGGCACAUCUGUAGUGGAUGUCACCCCACAGGAGGCCGAGUCUAUCCGCUCUUCACGCCCUCAUGAUGUGGUCACCUCCAUCACCCUCGACUCACUGGCUCCCUUUAUCAAUACCUCAGUGGUCAUCGUCAAGCUCGACAGCGAGGGACGGGAAUGUGAGGCGGUAUUGGGGGGACACGAUCUCCUCACCGCCCGCUUCACGCCGUACAUCUUCAUGGAGUGGACGGUGCUGGCCAACAACCGACACAAGUUCAAUGCCCCAUGUCGCCCGCACCACCUUCGGGAAAUGGUUCAGUGGCUGUCCUCCCACGGCUACCACGCGCACAUCUCCAAGUCUGGUGCACCUCUCAAUCCCGACAAAGUGGAUACGUGGAGGGCAGGAGACAUUUACUGGAGGCACUCUACUGCUCUCCCUCUCCACCCUUCAGCUUCUUAGUGCAGGAGACCAGUGUGCAGCUACAUAAUUAAAAUCAAUAGGAAUACUUAAGAUAUGAGAUACAUUUGUUGGAUUAAGAUUCAUUGUUUUCUAUCCUUGAAUGUUGAAAGUAAUGAAAGAGUAAUUUGUUAUCACAUAACAAUAUAUAUA